AUGCCGCCCCUCUCGCACGCACCGCCACCCGGCGCAAGCAGCAGCAGUGCCAGCAGUGCGCCCGCCGCUGCGGCGCCCGAGGAGCACGACGACGCCAAGGCGCAGCGGCACGCCGCCCUGGCACGCCAGAUGGGCGCCAUGUUUCUGCAGCACCGCGUCAGCGAGCUCGAGGCCGACGUGCUCCACCUCGCACAUGCGCCCCCGCCGCGGCGGCCACUUGCGGCGCGGCGCGAAGGAGGCGCGGGCGCAGGCAUGCUGCGCGGCAGCGGCGCCGCGCGGCCUCGCAUGCCGCCGCCCGGCGCCGCACCCUCGCAGCCACAGCAGCAGCAGCGAAGGACACUGCACACCUCUGCUGUGCCGCGGCCGCCGGCAGCACCGCAGCUGCCGCAGCCGCCGCUGCUCCUGCUCGACGCCAGCGUGCUCGUCUACUCGCUGCGCAGCGUGCACGAGUGGCUGAAGCGCGCAGAGGCGGCGCAGUGCCGCCUCGUCGUGCCGACCGAGGUCAUCACGACGCUCGACGUGCUCAAGAAGGGCACACACGCCCUCAACGUCGCCGCACGCAACGCCACGCGCUUCCUCGAGGAGCGCAUUGGCGGGCCGGGGGCGCAGUACGGCCUCGUGCCGCAGGCGGCGGCCGCCACCGCCGGGCCGCCGAUGUCGCUCGCCGAGGCCGACGCGAUGCGCAUGGCCUGCGACUCCUCCACCAUCACGCUCGACGCCGACGCAGCAGCAGCCCUGCCGUCCAAGCACGCCGGCUGGGCCACCGAUGGCGGCGAGCAGGACCUGUCGCUGCGGCGCGCCAAUGCCGCCCAUCGCGCCGUGCUGCUGCUGGCCCUCUCGCUGCCCGACCACGUCCUCGCCGUGGCCUCGCCGCCCGCGACGCUCGCCUCGACGACGACGACGCCGCUGGCGAAGGUGGCACACUCGCACGGCGACGGCGGCGGCGGCGGCGGCGUCGGCAGCGGCGUGCUGAGCGAGGAGCGGCCACGCUGGAGCGAGCGAGUGGAUGGCGCGCGCGCCACGCGGCUGGCACAGGCGCAUGGCGUGCAGACGCUCAGCUGUCCCACCGCACGCAGCUGGCUCGAGCUCGACGCUCACUCGCCCGCCUCGAGCAGCGCCUCGCUGCCGCCGCCGCCCAGCAAGACGCAGCCGCCGGCGCAGCCGCGCAGAGCAGGCGACGAGGUGGCUGCGCCUGCGGCGGCGGCGCCAGACGAGCGUCUGGGCCGCGCUGCCACGCCUGUUGCCGCGAGAGACAGAGCGGCGGCGACGACGCCGGAGCCCGCCUCCUCCGCCGACGCCGCCGCCGAGGCGCAGGCUGCCAGCCGGCCACGCAUCAUCUUUGCAGAGUAG
Molecule: messenger RNA, 1350 nt
Organism: Tilletiopsis washingtonensis
Lineage: Eukaryota; Fungi; Basidiomycota; Exobasidiomycetes; Entylomatales
Exons: 3
Coding region: 1-1350 (449 amino acids)
Source: RefSeq, a predicted model, not a curated record